AUGUCUUCCUACGAGCUAACUGCUGCGGAAUGCCAAGUUUUGAGCCGAGGUCUCAACUUCAACCAAGGAAAGCAACCGGACACCCGCAAAGUCGUGUGUGCUGUUGAAAACGCUAUUGGCCUAGUUGAAGAGAAUGAACGAGACGAAGUCCGCACGAGAGCUGUAGGUAUACUAUCGAGGAUUCGCAAGUCUAGCUCUCAGCAAGUUCUCUCAGAAGACGAGCAAAAAGCGGUCAAAUCGUUGCACGAAAACAAGAAGAUUGCCGUCCUUCCUGCCGACAAAGGCAACGUGACAGUAGUGCUUGACCGUUCGGCGUAUCAGUCGAAGAUGGAGGAGAUAGUGGGGGACUACACGACGUACGCCAAGAUAGACAGGGAUCCAACCUCGAAGGUCCAAACGUGCCUGCAAAAGACGCUCUCUGGUAUUUUCAAGACGCUCCCUGCAUCAGCAAAAAGACUGUACUACCAACUGUUGUGCACCAAUGGUUCUGCUCCAGCGAUCUACGGCCUACCGAAGAUUCACAAAAGUGGGACGCCUCUCAGGCCCAUAGUAGAUUUCACAAGGUCACCCCUGUACAGCCUCUCAAGGUAUCUUCAUGGCACCCUGGCCCCCCUGGCAGGCAAGACAGAAACCCAUCUCCAGAACACCAAUGACUUCAUAAACAAGAUGAAGGGUAUCACUGUGGAUACAGACGAAGUACUGGUUUCUUUUGACGUCUGCUCCCUUUUCACAAGUGUUCCCGUCGACCUUGCUGUAGAAACUUCAAGACAGUUGCUCCACAAGGACACGACAUUGGCAGACCGCACGCCAUUCGACGUCACUGAGCUCUGCACCUUGUUACGAUUCUGCCUGUCCAACACUUACUUCUCGUACAAGGGCGAAUUCUACAGGUUCAGCACAGUGUUGCUACGGCAGCAACAACUGCGCCUGCUACUGAGUCUGCUGCCACCUCAUAUCCUGCAGCCACACCAACUAAAUAUGCUGCCUCUUCUGGUCCUGCAGCCUUAG
This is a messenger RNA of Rhipicephalus sanguineus (brown dog tick), 1008 nucleotides long. RefSeq lists its product as uncharacterized. Bases 1 to 1008 code for a protein of 335 amino acids. NCBI's taxonomy places the organism in Eukaryota, Metazoa, Arthropoda, Arachnida, Ixodida, Ixodidae. The transcript is spliced from 2 exons. The record is from RefSeq and is a predicted model, not a curated record.